AUGGGUAUUGAUCUCGACCGUCAUCACGUUAAGAGUUCGCACCGGAAGGCCCCGGCCAGCGACAAUGUGUACCUCAAGCUUCUCGUGAAGCUGUACCGCUUUCUUUCGCGCCGCACUGAUGCUUCCUUCAACAAGGUCGUCCUACGCCGCCUCUUUAUGUCCAAGAUCAACCGUCCCCCGGUGUCUCUCUCCCGCAUCUCGACCAACAUCACCAAGGACGAGAAGAGGACCAUCGUCGUUGUCGGCACUGUCACCGAUGACAACCGUCUCCUGACCGUUCCUAAGGUCUCGGUUGCUGCCCUCCGCUUUACCGCCACCGCCCGCGCCCGCAUCCUGGCUGCCGGUGGUGAGACCAUCACCCUGGAUCAGCUUGCUCUCCGUGCGCCCACUGGCAGCAACACCCUGAUCCUCCGUGGCCCCAAGAACGCCCGUGAGGCCGUGAGGCACUUCGGCUUCGGCCCCCACAGCCACAAAAAGCCUUACGUCGAGUCGAAGGGCCGCAAGUUCGAACGUGCCCGUGGUCGCAGACGUUCGCGUGGUUUCAAGGUCUAA
This is a messenger RNA of Geosmithia morbida, 552 nucleotides long. Its product is annotated as large subunit ribosomal protein L18e. Gene Ontology annotation, cellular component: ribosome; cytosolic large ribosomal subunit. Gene Ontology annotation, molecular function: RNA binding; structural constituent of ribosome. Bases 1 to 552 code for a protein of 183 amino acids. Gene Ontology annotation, biological process: translation. The transcript is spliced from 4 exons. The record is from RefSeq and is a predicted model, not a curated record. NCBI's taxonomy places the organism in Eukaryota, Fungi, Ascomycota, Sordariomycetes, Hypocreales, Bionectriaceae.